Molecule: messenger RNA, 1094 nt
Organism: Vicia villosa (hairy vetch)
Lineage: Eukaryota; Viridiplantae; Streptophyta; Magnoliopsida; Fabales; Fabaceae
Product: small ribosomal subunit protein eS4
Exons: 5
Coding region: 135-929 (264 amino acids)
Biological process (GO): translation
Cellular component (GO): ribosome; cytosolic small ribosomal subunit
Molecular function (GO): RNA binding; structural constituent of ribosome
Source: RefSeq, a predicted model, not a curated record
ACGGUUACGGAGCUCCGUUACUAUAUACAAAACACCAAAUUAGGGUUUUGCCUCUCGCAAUUUUCACUCUUCAGCUUCAACCCUAAGAAGAGGAACUUCAUCUCUGAGGAACCCAUUCUGCAGAAUCAUCCAACAUGGCUAGGGGAUUGAAGAAACAUUUGAAGAGACUCAAUGCUCCAAAACAUUGGAUGCUUGACAAACUUGGUGGAGCCUUUGCACCAAAGCCGUCAUCUGGACCCCACAAGUCAAGGGAGUGCCUGCCUUUGAUUCUCAUCCUGCGAAACAGACUAAAAUAUGCUCUAACAUACAGAGAAGUUAUUGCCAUUUUGAUGCAGCGCCAUGUUCUUGUUGAUGGCAAGGUUAGGACAGACAAGACAUAUCCCGCUGGUUUCAUGGACGUUGUUUCUAUUCCCAAAACAAAUGAAAGUUUCCGUCUUCUGUAUGACACCAAGGGUCGUUUCCGUCUCCACUCUGUGAGGGACGAAGAAGCCAAGUUUAAGCUCUGCAAGGUUCGAUCCGUUCAAUUCGGACAGAAGGGUAUUCCCUAUCUUAACACCUAUGAUGGUCGCACCAUCCGCUAUCCAGAUCCACUAAUUAAGGCCAAUGACACCAUCAAACUUGACCUUGAAAACAACAAGAUCACUGAUUUCAUCAAGUUUGAUGUGGGGAAUGUUGUCAUGGUCACCGGAGGAAGAAACAGAGGCCGUGUUGGUGUCAUCAAGAACAGGGAAAAGCACAAAGGAACUUUUGAGACAAUCCACGUCCAGGAUGCAAGUGGUCAUGAGUUUGCCACUCGGUUGGGCAAUGUCUUCACUAUUGGCAAAGGAACAAAGCCUUGGGUGUCUCUUCCCAAAGGCAAAGGUAUCAAGUUGACAGUUAUCGAAGAGGCUAGAAAGAGGCAGGCCGCUCAAAACGCAACAGCUGCAUAGAUUUUUGAUUAAGUUAUAUUGCUAGCAAAUCUUAGUUAUAUUUAGAUGAGCGCGGUUUUUUGUUGAAGUGACUGAGCAGAGUUUUGGUUUUCAUUGCAGUAGUGCAUUUCUAUACUGUCUUCAUGUUAUUUCAGUUUAAUUUAAUUACCUUAUGAAUAUUGGUUA